This is a messenger RNA of Siniperca chuatsi (mandarin fish), 3578 nucleotides long. RefSeq names its product transmembrane 9 superfamily member 3 (gene tm9sf3). The record is from RefSeq and is a predicted model, not a curated record. The transcript has 15 exons. Gene Ontology annotation, cellular component: membrane. Gene Ontology annotation, biological process: protein localization to membrane. The coding region runs from base 275 to 2035 and encodes 586 amino acids. Lineage: Eukaryota; Metazoa; Chordata; Actinopteri; Centrarchiformes; Sinipercidae.
UCGGAUGACGUGGCUGAAGGUUGCGGACGAUGCGCCGACAGAGUUUCUAUAUUCACCGUUUGAUCCAUCACUUUCCACAGUGACUGGAGGCUGUGAGCCACGUGACUCGAGUCAGCCAAUCCGAGGUGCGUACGAUGAGCGCUCGUGAAGCGCUUACGCCAUAUGCGUAAGAGAGCAUCCCUAAAAAUUGCCUCUGUCAUACAACCAGGAAGAAGGUGGGAUAGCCCUACAAAGCUAACAUCCCCAAUCUUUCUGCAUACUUUCUCCGAAAAUAAUGGGGUCUUCCAGGUGGAAGGUGGCAGCGGCGGCUUUUCUCGCUAUAGUGGGCUCUUUAUUACCUAUCGACGCAGAUGAACAUGAACACACGUACACAGAUAAGGAGGAGGUAGUUUUAUGGAUGAACACAGUGGGGCCUUACCACAACCGACAGGAGACAUACAAGUAUUUCUCCUUGCCCUUCUGCGCGGGUUCCAAGAAGACCAUCAGUCAUUACCAUGAAACACUCGGAGAGGCUCUGCAGGGAGUGGAGCUUGAAUUCAGCGGCCUAGACAUAAAGUUCAAAGAUGAAGUCAUGCAGACAACAUACUGUGAAAUUGACCUGGACAAAGCCAAGAGGGAUGCCUUUGUCUACGCAAUAAAGAAUCACUACUGGUACCAAAUGUACAUAGACGACCUCCCCAUCUGGGGUAUUGUUGGUGAGGCCGAUGAAAACGGAGAAGAUCAUUACUUGUGGACGUACAAGAAACUGGAGAUCGGCUUCAAUGGCAACAGAAUUGUUGAUGUAAAUCUGACCAGUGAAGGCAAAGUCAGGCUCGUGCCAAACACAAGAAUCGCAAUGUCAUAUUCUGUGAAGUGGAAGAAGUCAGAUGUGAAGUUUGAAGACAGAUUCGACAAGUACCUUGAUCCAUCCUUCUUUCAGCACAGGAUUCACUGGUUCUCCAUCUUCAACUCCUUCAUGAUGGUCAUUUUCUUGGUGGGUCUGGUGUCCAUGAUUCUGAUGAGAACACUAAGAAAGGAUUACGCCAGAUAUAGCAAAGAGGAGGAAAUGGACGACAUGGACAGAGACCUGGGAGAUGAAUACGGGUGGAAGCAGGUACAUGGCGAUGUGUUUAGGCCGUCAAGCCAUCCACUGAUCUUCUCCUCGCUCAUCGGCUCUGGCUGCCAGAUCUUCUCCGUCUCCUUCAUCGUCAUAAUCGUCGCUAUGGUUGAGGAUCUGUACACAGAGAGAGGAUCCAUGCUGAGCACAGCCAUUUUUGUGUAUGCUGCCACCUCCCCUGUCAAUGGCUACUUUGGGGGAAGCUUGUAUGCAAAACAAGGAGGCAGAAGAUGGAUUAAGCAAAUGUUCAUUGGAGCCUUUUUGAUCCCAGCCAUGGUGUGCGGGACUGCCUUCUUCAUCAACUUCAUUGCUAUCUACUACCACGCCUCCAGAGCCAUCCCAUUUGGCACCAUGGUCGCUGUCUGCUGUAUCUGCUUCUUUGUCAUUCUGCCGUUAAACCUCGUGGGAACAAUUUUGGGGAGGAAUCUGUCUGGCCAGCCAAACUUUCCCUGCCGAGUGAACGCUGUGCCGCGACCGAUCCCCGAGAAGAAAUGGUUCAUGGAGCCGGCUGUCAUCGUCUGCCUCGGAGGAAUCCUUCCAUUCGGGUCCAUUUUCAUUGAAAUGUACUUCAUCUUCACAUCUUUUUGGGCCUACAAAAUCUACUAUGUGUACGGCUUCAUGAUGCUGGUCCUGGUUAUCCUGUGCAUCGUGACCGUGUGUGUCACCAUCGUGUGUACGUACUUCCUGCUCAACGCUGAGGACUACAGAUGGCAAUGGACAAGCUUCCUCUCCGCCGCAUCCACUGCUGUUUAUGUUUACAUGUACUCCUUUUACUACUACUUCUUCAAAACUAAGAUGUACGGGCUGUUCCAGACAUCCUUCUACUUUGGCUACAUGGCUGUGUUCAGCACUGCCCUAGGAAUCAUGUGUGGUGCCGUUGGAUACAUGGGAACAAGUGCCUUUGUGAGGAAGAUUUACACAAAUGUGAAAAUUGACUAAGAAGCGAAGCAGCAACACAGGGAUAUUAAUGGAUUUGCCUACGUGUAUCCUGUAAGACGGCGGGCACAAGUCAUUCUUUAUUACUUUUCUUUCUUGCAAAGAGAUUGUGAGAAUCUCACUUUGUACAAUGUAGUUUUUCCAUUUUCUGAAUGAAUUUCAACGCCGCAACUCAAAGUGUACAAGAGCAAAUCUGCGGAAGAGAUAUCAAACACAAGGUUCUGUUUUUAUCAGUUGCUUUCAAACAAACGUUGGGGCAAGUGUUUAAGGCUGACAUGGCUUCUCUUUUCCAACCCAGUCCCACCUGAGACCAGAGAACAUAAAUGUUUAUUGAUGGAAUAGUGUAGCUCUCUUCAGUGAAGAGGCCUAAGUAUAUUGAAAGCAUUUGUUCUAUUGUGUCAGAAUAAUAGAGAGUUGGGUGUGUGCCCGUGUUCUGACUUGAUUUCUAUUUUGUAUUCUUGAAGUCACUCGAAAUAUCGUUAUUACACAGUACAGUAGUUUGUUCAGAUUUACUUCCACUGCAAAAAGAUGAUCUAAAAGGCUCACUCGAGAAUCAUUCCCCCAUUUUGACGAUUAAUUACCUGUUACAGUAGCAAUCCAUCCAGUUGAGAGAUUUUAGUCCUGCUGUAGUUUACUGUACAGACGAGAACAGAGGGACUGAUCAAUGGUUGAGGUACAGUAAGAACCGAUUUUUAAAUGGAUGUUUGAUGUGAUCCCAUUUCCUCGUUUAGUCGGGGUUUUCUUAAUGUUUGGGUUUGAAUGAAGUCUACUUGUAAAGAUAAUAUAUGGAUGGGGGGAAGUGUAUAUAACCUUAAUAAUGUACCUUUAGAUGUAGAUCCCAAAUGUAUUUUCGUUGUACAGAUUUACUACAGGAUGUUUUUUUUUUUUAAAUGAAUCAGUUAAAAACAACAACAAAAAAAGGUUUUGUUUUGGUUUUUUUUUUUGUCUGUUUGGUGCUUGGGAUGGGGUUGGUGGCGCUGUUACAUCUUGCCUGAAAUUGCAUGAAGUUUUCACCAAACCAUCUGCUCAUCAAAUUCCACUUCAGUCGGCGCUGUCAGUUUUUUUCUUUCCUCUGACUCAAAAUGUAAAAGGUACAGUUUGAUGCCCAGUAGGCCUGCUUAUGGACACUCUUCUUAUUUUGGUUUCAUAUUAUUUAAAGCUUUAAAAAGGCUCUACAUCUUCUGGUAAGCCAUUUCCCUCAUGUUCUUUCUGUCGCCUAACCUGAAACAUCAUUUGUGAAUGUCAGAAGGAAUGAGGUGAUUGCUUUGUUUCCGCAAACAUACUGUACAAAGUGAAGUUUAUGUACACUUAAAACUAGAUGUUUUCAUAACCACACACACAUUUCCCAUUUUGUGUAAAUACAGUAUGUACCCUACUUGUAUGAGAAGUGGCAAUGCCUUUUUUUCCCCCCCUUUUCUAAUUUCCAGUUCUCCCCACUGAAGUUGAUUUUGGCACCUCAUGUUGUGUACCAAUGUCUGAUUAGACAUUCUGAACCUGCAUAUUAACUUGCUGUAAAAAGAGAAAAUAAACAUGUUUAUGUACAGGG